ACGAAGCGUGUAUGGACUUGUCGGAAACUCAUCUUCUUAGAUCUUUGCGACAUAAUUAUCAGCAAAGUCGAUACUGAUGGGGUUUCGGUUAAACUAUUCAAUUCGAUUUUUGUCAAAAGUGACAAAUGUAUUCCGAUAAUCAAGUUUUCUAGAUUAGCCAUGAUGUCACAUGAAUCUGAUUCAAAUGCUGAAAAUGUGAGGUUUAUGUCAUUUAAAUGCCCUGACACUGCUGCUUUGUGCAAACAGUCUGGAAGACCCAGUGAUGCCCAACCUAGUACCUACGUUGUAAUUCUAAAUCAAGAUUCAGAAAACCAAUCUACAAAUCUGCUUUCCCAAUCUGACCAGCACACUCUAGGGACAAGACCACCUGGGUUAGUGUGUAAAAGCAAAUCAAAGUCUAGAGUCUCACUUUCACCCAAUGAUGAUUUAAAACUCAACUUAACAAAUGGAUUUGAUGACUACGACAGCUCUUGCACAUCCCAGAAAGUGUUUCAGGAUGAUUCAGAGGGAGCAAAAACUGACAGGUUUGGGGAGACAACAAAGAUAAUUCGACUCAAAAUCCCUAGUUCUCUUCAGAAAGCAAUGCAAAUAAGCCAGAAACUUAAUGCACAGAGACUGUUGGCUGAAACUUCCUCUAACCAUCAAAGCAAUAUAAAGGGACAAUGGAACUCUACUGCCAAGUCAUCACCACUGACUGAAUCUGGGUAUUCCUCUGCCAAUAGCAGCUGUUUUUCAAGGGAAUCUUUUGAGACACCAAGUCCUGCCUCAGUGCCUUCUCAACACCAAACUGCAAGGCAGAUUUUUGAUAAGUCAGUUGUGGACUUGCAGAAAGGAAAAACUAGUCAUACAAGCCCAUCAAUGUUCACACCAUCCCCCAUAUCAUCAUUGUCUUCAGGGUUACGCAAUGUUGCUGUUUUUCAAGCAUCACCAUCAUUUUCACCGAAUCAAAACAAUGCUAAAAGUUCCUUGAAUUUACAAAGAACAUCUACACCACAAUCGGGAUAUGUUGUGGAAUCAGCAGAUGGACAGAAAUUUAUCUUACCAGUUGAUCCACACCAAACCAAAACAGUCUCUGUGUCCAAAUCAGAAUCCCAUAUCAAUAUAAAGCCACUCAAUAUGACUCAGUUCAUGCCAAAUUCAAAUUUUAACUGCAAACCCGAAGUUCGAGAUAUAAAGCAGCAAAGCUUCACCUUGGAGAGAUCUGAUUCAAAACUUGAAGCUCAGACUGCCCCAAACAAGAAUCCUUUUUGUGAAUCCCAGUCUAAACUCAGUGAUAGUGACCAGAUAAAAAGUACUUUGGAGAUGUCCAAGAAUCCUGUUACUUCCUCACAGCAGCCAGAGUGUACUUCAUCCUUUUCCAUGAUAACCCAGGAAAAGAUUGGAGAUGUGAUCAUAAAAUGUGGUUUAAAAGACAAUGAGAAUGUUGUUAAGGUAGAGGUGGCAGAUGAAGAUGUCGUAGAUAAGGCAGCUGAUUCCCAAGAGUCUAUGGAUUCUUUUCCAAAUUCUCAAGAGUCAACUGAAAAAGACUCAUUGAAUGAUUCCUUAACCAAUAUCCAGUGGUUGGGGGGAAUUCAGUUGAAGGAGGAUGGCAAACCUCAGAUGCCACCCACACAGAAUAAGAAGGACAACGCCAUACAGUGGCGAUGUCUGAGUCACUCAGAGGUUCUGAAGAUUGCAAAAGAAUAUGGCAGAGCCAAAAGACCACCGUUUUCAUACAUGACCUUGAUACAAAUGGCCCUAAAUAGCACAGAAGAUAAGAGAAUGACCCUAAGACAAAUCUGCAAGUGGAUAGAAGAAAUAUUUCCUUACUAUAAGUGCACAGCAAAACCUGGCUGGAAGAACUCCAUCAGACACAAUCUGUCCCUGUAUAGCAUAUUUGAAAGGGAAAAAUCAAAGAAACAUGGAUCCUAUUGGACUAUUAGAGAAGACUGUCCUGAGAAAUCCAAAGUGGUUCCAUCCAAAGAAAAGAGAGAAGCAUCAUCCACCCUGUCCAGUUGUCUCCCUGUGUUCCUCCCCCACCAAUCCUCACGGAUCCCCAAACUACCCAUCCCUGCCCAGUACAGAGGCAACACUGACAGCCUAAAGAGAAAUCUUCAGCCAAUACUACCACGACCCCACUCUUUCAACUCUGCCAUGCAGACCUUUGCUCUGAUCCCCAUACAGAGCAUGAACCAGUCCCAAGGAGUGCCCAGCACCUCAGGCCGACCUAUGCUAAUUCAGGUGCCCACUCAACCCCCUCCCACCCUGUCUCAGGAACCCAAGAAGGAUGCAGAGAAUCUACCAAUAAUGGAUAAACAAAUUGACCACAGCAAGAAAAAAGUUGUCAACAUUGCCCCCAAAUUUAACUCUCAAAAUAUUGUAAAGCAGGCUUGGUUAAAUGCUCAAGUGGGCAGUGAUAACGAGUGUAAAUCUGACACAGGGAUAAAGGAAGAAACCAGUGGUGAUGAUUCUGGUGUCAAGCGGAAGAAACAAAACAACGGACUUCCUAAACCAAGAAUAUACCCAAGAUCUAGUCCACCAAAAAAGCAACAGUCCCGUAGGAAACAAAAACUUGUUCCGAAGGAGCGUGACUUGUUACAAGACAGUUCUGAUGAUAAUGAGGAUGACGAUGUGAAACAGUUUAUAAACAAGCUAGAGCAAAACCUGCCUACUCCACUCAGGGCUAUUCUUGACGGCAGCGACACAGAAAAAGUCACAACAUCAACUCCCAUGAAGAAAGCCUCUGGCUCCCCCGACCUCCCGUCCCCAAUAAGGGGCAUUACUCCACUGAAAGGGGUUAGUCUUUUGGACACUAGUUUUCUGGACAGUUUCAAGGAUUUAGAUGAUGGCAGAAAUCCGUUUGCGUCACCUAAUUUUAUGUUAAACAUGAAGAAGAUGUCCCCAUCACUAAUGCGAAGUCCCAACACCUCACAGUUUGAUAAUUUGUUCUCAGGAUUGACUCCUAUCAAAGGAGAUUUAGACUCCAGUCAUAAUGAGAACUUAUCUAGAAUACUAAGUGAAUUUCCCCUGGAUGGAAUUGAAUCUGAGGAUGAAAUGUUGACAGGCAAUUUAUCAAAUAUGAAUUGGAGUGCAAUAUGUCAGAACAUUAACUCAACACCAAAUGAAAAGAGUAAGAUGGAGUAAAUUGUGACAUGUGUUAGGAUGCAUGGGUUUUUGUGUUCAUUUUAUGUGCAAAAUUGUGUGCUUAUAAUAGUAUUUAAUUAAACAUUCUUAUACAUGAAAGGGAGAUCAUUAAUCAAAUUGAUCUGGGAAUUGUAAACUGUUUUGAAUCAGCAACCCCUGAUGUUUCUUACUGCUUGUUGCCUCAUUGACCUGUCAAAAAAACUAAACUGCAGCUAGUAAAUGGUCUUAGCAUGCUUACAUAUUGUUAGUGAAUACAUUAACAUGUAUCAAUGUAGCCUUUUUUAAAAUGGACUCCAUGCUUUUGUCUGUUGUGCAAUAAUUGGUGUUUGCAGCAUGUGUGCUGUGACUAGUAACACAGAAUGUGACAGUGUAGAUAAUGUAUGACUGCUACCCAGUACCCACACUCUUUUCUAUUGGAUUAUGUGUUGUUUUAUCAUAGUUAAUAUACAUUUCUAAGACAGGUACAUCAUACAUAUCUUGUAUAUUUUGGCUUAACUUCUUAAAUUAAUGACACUAGUUACUCUUUGCAUAGACUCAGUUUGAAUGGGAGGAUGUGUCAGAUAUUUUUUUUUUAUUUGUAUAAAUGUUUUAUAACUGUACUACUUCUACAAAAUAGAUGUAUUUGAUUUGCAAGUAUCUGCAUGGAUUUGAUGUGUGGUGUGCCCAUGUAUGUAUGAAAUCAACUAGAUUUAGCAAAUGAUUGAGUGAAAAGAUAUUGUGAUAUUUUAAUUUUCUGCUUUUUAUUUAUGAAACAAAAUAACUCAUCAAAUGUUCAGAAUUGUAACUUGAUUUAAGUUUCACUCAAACAUACUCAUUAAUAAAUAAUAUUUAAAGAAAGAAAAUAGAACAAGAGACACAAGGUCCUUGUAAUUUAGAAAUUGCAUGGACUUUAAGCUAACUGUUAUUUGAUUUUUCAUGUGUCUGCAUAAUGAAAUUAUUGCAAUUAAGGGCUUUAUAAUAACCUCUCAUAUUUUCUGAAUUUUUGUUUUAACAAGUAAGUUACAUUUUAUUUAAAAAAUAAAAAAGACAGACAGAAGAGGGGGUGUUAUAUAAGUUAUGUCCUAAUAAUUAAACUUAGAAUUUAUAUGAAUCAAGUUAUCUGUACCUAACAGAUUUCCUUUGCAAUUUGAUAUUUUUCUUUGAAAAUUUAAUGGAACACAAACUAUCAGAGGAUGUUAGAAACAAAUUCAUAUCUGUGUUACUUUUGUGUGUGAUGAAGACUGCUUGAUUGUGACUGUUUUGUUUAUGAAUAUUGUUCUUUGUUAUUAUUGUCCUGUGUGUUGAAGAGAAAAGAAAUGUGAUAUAGAGUAAAACGAUUUACUCGCAUUACUUUGUAAAAUAAACUCACAAGAAGUUGA
This is a messenger RNA of Magallana angulata, 4481 nucleotides long. RefSeq names its product forkhead box protein M1-like. Gene Ontology annotation, molecular function: sequence-specific DNA binding; DNA-binding transcription factor activity. Gene Ontology annotation, biological process: regulation of DNA-templated transcription; G2/M transition of mitotic cell cycle. Bases 160 to 3123 code for a protein of 987 amino acids. The transcript is spliced from 8 exons. The record is from RefSeq and is a predicted model, not a curated record. NCBI's taxonomy places the organism in Eukaryota, Metazoa, Mollusca, Bivalvia, Ostreida, Ostreidae.